Molecule: messenger RNA, 5575 nt
Organism: Crotalus tigris (Tiger rattlesnake)
Lineage: Eukaryota; Metazoa; Chordata; Lepidosauria; Squamata; Viperidae
Gene: IMPA2
Product: inositol monophosphatase 2
Exons: 8
Coding region: 397-1275 (292 amino acids)
Biological process (GO): phosphatidylinositol phosphate biosynthetic process; signal transduction; inositol metabolic process
Molecular function (GO): inositol monophosphate 1-phosphatase activity
Source: RefSeq, a predicted model, not a curated record
UCAGCAAGAGCGCUGGGCGCGGAGAGAGGCGGUUUCUCCUCUAGACGGGCGGAAAGCAUGGCCAGUCGGCUGAGGAAGGCGGGCUCUGUGUCAGUGGAGCCUCUCCCGCCUUCCUCUGUACCGGCGACCGAGGUGCCACAGGGAAGGCGAGAGGGCAGCGAGGGCUAGUGGUCGCGGCGCAGGAAGAGCGGCAGGGGGGAGGCUUCAGCAGUGCGGAGGAGGCGCCCCGCGGGGCUGAAGUAAACAACCCCCUCCUUAGCCCGAGCGAGGGAAGCCCCCGGAGCGCCAGAGAAAGUUCAAGGACUUGCCGCACCAAUUCCCUCCCCCUUUCCUAUUUCCGCGGAGAUCCUCGCAAACGCGGGAGGAGGAGGCGGAGGAGGAGGAGCGGCGGUAAUCAUGAACCCCAGCGGGCAGCGAGGAUUAGGCAAGGCGGCCGCCGGCGGAAAAGACCCCUGGGAAGGGUGCCUGGAGGUGGCGGUGCAGCUCGCGCUCCAGGCGGGACAGAUCAUUAGAAAAGCUCUCACUGAGGAAAAGCAGGUAUCUACCAAAACAUCUGCAGCAGAUCUUGUGACUGAAACUGACCACUUGGUGGAAAAUUUAAUUGUUUCUGCACUGAAAGAAAAGUUUCCCUCUCACAGGUUUAUUGCUGAAGAAGCUACUGCUGCAGGUUCAAAGUGCAUACUCAAUGACAGUCCAACCUGGAUUAUUGAUCCUGUUGAUGGCACUUGCAAUUUCGUACAUAGGUUUCCAACUGUAGCUGUUAGCAUUGGAUUUGCUGUCAACCAAGAGCUUGAAUUUGGUGUAAUUUAUCACUGCAUUGAAGAACGAUUAUACACUGGUAGAAGAGGUCAAGGGUCAUAUUGUAAUGGCAAAAGGCUUCAGGUGUCAAAAGUGACAGAUAUCACAAAAGCCUUGAUUUUAACUGAGAUUGGUCCAAAGCGAGAUCCCGAUACUCUAAAAGUCUUUCUCAGUAACAUGGAACGAUUGCUAAAGGCACAGGCACAUGGGGUUCGUGUUAUUGGAAGUGCUACUUUGGCACUCUGUCAUUUAGCAUCUGGGGCUGCAGAUGCAUAUUACCAGUUUGGCUUACAUUGUUGGGAUUUGGCAGCAGCUACUGUUAUUAUCAGGGAGGCAGGUGGAGUUGUGAUAGAUACAUCAGGUGGACCUUUAGAUCUGAUGUCAUGUCGCGUAAUAGCAGCAGGUACCCAGGAGAUGGCCUCAUUCAUCGCUCAGGAAAUACAGACUAUUCACUAUGGACGUGAUGAUGAGAAUUGACCAGACAUCAACCUAACAUAAUAUGAAAUACGACCUUUUGGAAAUAUUUCACUUCUUUUAAGAUGAAUGGCUUUUAGAAACUGUUUCUUGUACAGUUUGUAAAUCAAACAUAUUAUACAAACAUUUUAGUUGCAUUUUAGGAAGGUGAAAGAGGUGUAUUUGGGCAUUUGUGUGUGCAUGUGUGUAUGUGUGUGUUUGGGACCUUUCCCUCUUUUUAAUGAGAAUAUUUUUCAGUUACUUUUUUUUUAAUGUUAAGCUCUUUGAGGCUGUAAUAGAAGUAGGGACGUUUCUGGUUUCACAUAGAAUGAGAAAUAAAGUUUAUGUUUCAGAUCUCAGGUAUUUUUUUUUUUGAACAAGUAGUGCCUCAAGUGCCCUCAUCCAAAAAUACUUGAGUGAAAGUACUAUUUUUUUCUAAAUUUAAAACAGACCUACUGAGCAGCUCUUGAGAUAGUUACAUUUAUUUACACACAAGUAUGGUAAUGGUACAUAUUCUUAGAAAUAUGUAUUAUCCUUGGAUAAGUAAACAGGUACUAAAACAGCUGAAUAAGGAAUGAAUUUUUUUAAAAAACCAUUCAAACAUUCUUUGGCUUGAUUCAAACCCUAUACUAUGUUUUUUAAAAUAACAUGGAAGAUUUACCAAGAUGCUACUGCUCACAAAAGUUUCUUACUAAGCACAUAGGUAGCCUGAUACCUAGUCUAUAAUCAGUGGUGAUUAUGUGAAUGGAGCACUAUAUAUUUUGACCACUGCUGGAUAUCAAAUGACCAAGUUACAUCUCUUGGUGACUUCAUAGAUAUUCUUGAUUUUCUUGAUAGCAAUACAGAAGUGAUUUUCUAUUGCCUUCUUCCAGGAUAGUGUUGCAUUUGUUUGUUUACUUCUAUGGUAGUUUAAAGCCUGGUAUUUUCAGGAUGUUUUCCUCUGCAAUCUUAAUUAGACUCACCUCCGCUUAGCUUUCAAACCCAGGCAGGUGCUAUUAUAUGCUGAGAUGGCCAUUGUGUAUCCUUGAAUGAUUAUUGUGGAGAAAAAUAAUCUUUCAAAUUUAAAACUAGCAGAGAGAUUCCUGCAAUGUUGAGUUAGAAUUCCUUGAAAAGUGCUUUGUAGCUUAUCCUGUGGAACAGAACUGAAAAGAAGUACCUCACUAUUAUACAAAAAUUGUGGCUGGACAUGUUACAAAAACUACUGUUUUCUUGAAUGGAAAUGGGCAUGACUUGGGCUAUCAUAAGCAGCACAUAACUUUUAGAACUUUGGUUUACAUAAUGAAAUGUUGCAUAUUUCCAAAUAAAUGCCUAAGAAACAGAAAGUACAACAAAAGGGAUCCUAACCUAAUCUUUUCACUGAUGUCUUGUUUUCUAUAUUUGAGUAUUAUAAAUUGUUGUGAUAAACUCUUAUGAGCCCCCCCCCCCAGCAUUCCAACUAAUACAAUCUAGGAAUAGUUUACUAUCUCCCUAGAUGUCAAAAUUAGGCUUUAGAUUUAUGUGAACUAGAGUUACUGACAAUGACUCUAUGGAUUAAAUGCUGGUUCUAAUAAUCCAUGUUCUAUCCAAAUGCAAGAAUGUUACAUUGGCCAUAGUGUACCUUGUCUCAAUAUCUUUCAGUCCUAAAUGCAGUGCUGAUAAAUGGCAUUUAUGAUACUUCUAAAUAAAUAUCUUUUUAUGAAUUUAAUUUAAACCUGAACCAGUUAUUCCUGUAUGUAUGAAACUAAGAAUUUGGCCCAUUCUCUUAAAUAUUGAAAAUAUCUUUUCAGAGGUUUUAAAAAUUGAAUAAAUGCUUGUUUUAAAAAAAUAUGUAUAGUGGAUUGGAUCCAAAUUUAAUUCUAGUAAAAAUAGAGCUAUUAAAAUCAACAGCACCUCAUUUAAAAACAUGUUUGAAAUAAAGAAUUUGCAGCUGACUAGUUUUUGUUGCAGGCUAGCCUUGCUGCUGUAGAAUUUGAUGACAAUUAUUAAAGGAACCACUGAAGAAGAGAUUCUUCCACUAUUCGAUAUUGCCAAAAAUUUGCCUCCCCUAAAUCGAUCUUUGUAUGUGAGCAAAAGUUCAUCAAAGGUUUAACUCUGUGAUGAGAACUUUGUUACUCAUUCUUAAGUGUGUUACAAUAGCAGUUGCCAAUGAAUCACUUCUUCCUUUCUGUGCCACUAAUGUGUUGCUGUAUGAAUUGUCUCAUUUUUCCAUAUUAAAGAGCUUUGUGGUUUGAGUACUUAGAAAAUGUGACAUAUCUUUAAAAAUGAAAUUUUGAAGUUAAUGUGUAUAAUAAAGCAUGUAUUGUGCAGUUAAACCAGAAGGGCCUAAGAAUGCAGGUGAAAAACUACUAAAAACAAAAGCCAUCAUUAAUUCUACUUCAGUAAAUUUAUGUCAAUCCCUUUGGUGACAGAUGCCUCUCUUCACUCACCAACUACAUAAUAGUGAAGAAAACAUGACAUUCCCAUCCAUCUCCCCUUAUGAUUGGAAAAUUUCUGCCAUUUAACUUUUUUCCUGUCUGUAGUUAUCAAGAUACAGCUGAGAAUCAGACAAACUUAACUGAAAUGUUAAAUGAACUGAAACAUUAAGAAGUAAUAUGUAAAUAAGAUACUAAGACAGGAUCAUAAAAUAUGAUACACUGCCAUUGCAUGAAUGUUUAAAAAUGAUAGUGUAUGCACUUUUAUGCACUGUUGCUUUUAUAACAGCACUUCUAUAGCACUUCAGAAUGUUCAAAAGCACUUCCUCAGUAUCACUUGCAAACCUUAUACCGUAAAUGCCGGCGUAUAAGGCAACUUCGCGAGCGCUGAAAUUGGUGCCAAAGACGAGGGUCGUUUUAUACGCCGAGUCGUCUUAUACGCCGGAAAUACUGGUAGUUUCCGGCGUAUAAGACGACUUUCUAGGAAUGCGGCCCGGCUAUAAAGACGGGGGUCGUCUUAUACGCCGGCAUUUACAGUAGUAUUCUUCUAAGAUAUUCCUCCAAUAUUCCCCUUCUAUAACAAAACAUAAAAGGAUUAGAUUAUAAUCUGCCUAAUGACUAAUUUAGUGGCGGGUACAAGAUUCAAUCAGAAUUUGCUCUUAGUGACAUAGGGGCCAAAUUAUAUAUUAUGCUACAUCUGUACUCUUGUGCACAUUACUUGGGUUAAGAAUCAAAAAGAUGCAAAAUAUGAUCUGAAGCUACAUGCCCAUUUUUUCUUUAAUUACAAAAGCGAUGAGGGAAAAUAUUUAAAAUGUGUGAAAGAAGAUACCCACCUCUAUUGUAUCAGUAGUUAUUGAAGUCUAAUUCACAGAAUUUUAUCCAUUGGCAGAAUACAGGCACUAGAUUUAGAUUAGAUUAUGAUCCACAUGAACUGUCCCAUUCACCCCUUAAAAAAAGUGAUGUGGAUAGUAAUCUGAAUAGAAAACAUGGAAACUAGGAAACAGAAUAAUCUUUCUAUAGAUCGAAAAGAACAUAUCUGGUUGUGAAUUGAAUAUUAAAACCAGUAACAAUCUGAAGCAGGGAUUUGUCUGAAGCAAAUCUGGAUGGAAAUGUUUUAACUUACCCAUGUACCAGAGUUGCAUUUUUUAAAGAAAAAAAUAAUGAUAUAUAAAGGCAUCAAAUAAGGAUUUCACAUCUAGUAUUCUUAAUUUUCCCACCCCUCAUUUUCCAAUACAAUGGUUUCUAGGAAGUUUAAUAGCUUAGCCAUUAUUUUCUUAUAUAUGUUUUAUAACAGGGCAGAUAACCUAAGCCUCAUAGGCUAAUUUCCAUUUUUUGUGCAAUGGAUCGGGUCAGAUGUCUGGGAAGAAAAGCCCCCCCCCCAAAGGCUACAACAGUAUGUGAGAAAAAGUGGACGUCCUUACCUUCUUUGGAUUCUUAUCACAGCCCCCUACUGUUUAUCCCUGAGAAAAUGUAUGGUUCUUGAAAAUAAGUGUGCCUACCUGUGCUUUACAGAAAAUAUUUUAGGUGGAAAAAUAUAUAUAGUGGAAAUUACUAAGCCAUCAUGUGGUGAGGUGACCAAUUAUUUUGCAUGUAUAAGGUAUUCAAGAGCUGUAUGGUCAUGAGUUUUUGUGCAUCUUUGUUGCAAGAACUCUGAAACUUAACCGGUUUAUGCUGUUUAUACAUACAUUAUGAGCCAUUUGGUGUUAUGUUCUUGUUCAGUUACAAACUCUGUAUUACUGGUUGUCUGCUUUUAAUCCAGACAUUUCUACCUCAUAGGGGGCUAUGAGGAAUAAUAUGUAAUUAUUAUUCAAUAGAAUAAAAGUUGUUUCCAAUGGAUAAAGAACUAUAUCAUGAUAUCUAGAAUUCUUUAUUAAUGUAUGUUUGUCAAAAUAGCUUCAUUUUCCAAUAAAACCAAGAGGCAAAUGUGUAUUAUA